AACAAAUGGGGGGUUCAACAGAAAAAAUACAGAUAGGGGAAGAUCCUGCAGAUUAUAAUAAGGAUGAAGACAAUAAAGAAAUGGCAAUACGUUAUCUGGGUGCCUUCCGAUCGGACCAGCUGACCGACCUGAAGAAAUUAUACAGCGCCAACCAUGAUGCCUUAUUCAAGCCUGUGACAAUCUAUGGUGACACAGUAUUUCAUAUUGCUGCCUACAGAGGAGAUGCUAAACUGCUUAGUUACUUGCUUGAAAAGUUACCCUCAAAUAACAUUCGCGAAGUCCUUUCUCGCAAGAAUAUUUAUGGAAACACUCCUCUUCAUGAUGCAGCAAAUUGCACAGAGGAUAUAAGGGCAGCCGUGAUCCUGGUUAGGAAGCUGCUGGUUGCGGAAGAGGGUACAAAACGAGUACAUGAAAAGGAUAUGCGUGAGCGCGAAGAACUGCUCAAGGUUCGGAACAAUUUAGGCGAAACACCUCUUUACAAGGCUGCAGCUCUUGGUAAUUUCGAGUUGUUGAAGCAUUUGGCUGCGGAAGCUAAGCAGCUUGGAGACAUGAAGGACCAUUUUCACAGAAAUGAUCACUUCUCCAUUCUUCAAAUUGCUAUCAUUGGCCAACAUUUUGAGGUAGCUCUUUGGUUAUUAAGAAACAAUGCAGAAUUACUCUCUCCAAACGAGGAACGAAACUACAUGAUAUUUUCAAGUCUCUGUCUACUAGCUUCCAUGCCCAGGGCUUUUAAGAGUUCCUGCCUCAGGGAAGGACUAGAAGCAUUCAUCUAUAAUUGCUUACCAAAGUUAUUGCACGGCAACAAGGAUGAUGAUCAAGAGCAAAAGGACAAGCAGUCCAAUUUCGUAUGGAGAUUCCUUAGCCAUCUCAAUAUCUUUAAAGCAAUACCAAAAUUAUACAGACUUUUUUGGGAGACACUAGCCGAAGAAUAUAAGAUGGUUAAAGUUACGAAAGAGUUAAAGGAAAAGCACAAAUUAGCCAACGAACUGGCCAAGAUUCUGGUGGAGAAAGACACUUCUUGGACAGCAAGUCAUAAAAUGAAUGACAACAUAAUCUGCAUCGGGGAAGACCAGAACCAAGCAUCAAAACUUGAAUUUGAAACUCAAGAAAGAACUGGAGACAAUAUCAUUUACACGAGCUCCACAAAGAAAGCAACAUCAUCACUUGAAACUCCAUUGCUAAUUGCUGCCAGCAAAGGAAUACAAGAAAUUGUUAGUUGGACAUUCAAGACAUACCCUCAGGCUAUUGAACACGUUAACAGCACGGGUCAGAACAUUUUGCAUGUAGCUGUAAGAUACCGGCAACCUAAGAUAUUUAGUAUGGUGAGAGAUGAUGACAUAACAGCAGUGGAAAGGUUAGCUGUGACCAUUGACAACAACGGCUAUACUAUUCUGCAUCAUGCUGCAGACACCUCAUGUUACAAUGGUGGAACUCAGCCCGGUGCUGCAUUGCAGCUGCAAGAGGAACUGGAAUGGUUUGCGAAAGUGAAGAAACUAAUCCCUUCACACUAUGAGAUACGACUCACCUUUGCAUUCAAUUUCCUCUUCUUCUCUGUUGCCACAGCAAUGCUCGCCUUCACCUCCACCAUCUUGCUCACCAUUCAGCCCCGGAAUUCGUUGGUCAAGACACUUAACUAUGUUGCUGCUUUCAUUCCAAUUGCUGUCUUUGUCAUGGCACAAUAUCCUUUAUACGUUGCAUUCUACCGGACUCUCAGAAGCAGUUUUAGGCAGAUUUGCAAAAUUAUUCUCCCUAAGAAAUGCGAGAACUUGCUUUUCAAGCACCGGAAGGGAGCAUCCAUGAUGUAA
Carica papaya (papaya) is the source of this 1805-nucleotide messenger RNA. The record is from RefSeq and is a predicted model, not a curated record. Lineage: Eukaryota; Viridiplantae; Streptophyta; Magnoliopsida; Brassicales; Caricaceae.